This is a messenger RNA of Wallemia mellicola CBS 633.66, 3598 nucleotides long. RefSeq lists its product as hypothetical. Gene Ontology annotation, molecular function: ATP-dependent chromatin remodeler activity; histone binding; DNA binding. The transcript has 6 exons. Bases 24 to 3512 code for a protein of 1162 amino acids. NCBI's taxonomy places the organism in Eukaryota, Fungi, Basidiomycota, Wallemiomycetes, Wallemiales, Wallemiaceae. The record is from RefSeq and is a predicted model, not a curated record. Gene Ontology annotation, biological process: nucleosome organization; regulation of transcription by RNA polymerase II. Gene Ontology annotation, cellular component: chromatin; nucleus.
GUCCACCAUCGGCGUAGUAUAAAAUGACAGAUAAACCGAACUCUAGAGAACAAUCAAUGCUCUCUGAUACUAUCCCAGCGAGCGGAGACUUAUCAACCGUGAACUCGAAAGUACCGUCUCCGAAAGCUGAGAAAAUACCAGAGGAAGAUGCUGACGAAUUGGAAGAAGAAGAUGACGAUGACGAGGAUGAGCUUGACGAGGAGUACGACUCGGACGGUGAGCUCGUCAAGCCAGUGACUAAAGAGAAAGCACCAGCGAAAGACGCGAAGAAAUCUGUGCGCAGAUCCAAACACAAAGCUAAGAAGGAAGAAAUCGAGAAAUCAAAGAACGUAGAUUCAAUAAAGCGUUUCUCUUAUUUGAUUGGGCAGACGGACUUAUUUAAGCACUUUAUUGAUCGCAGAAAAGCUCGUGAUCCAGCUUUCGCCGCGAUGAUCGAACAAUCAGAGGCGCAAACCGGGAAAAAGAAAUCAAAAAAGUCAGAGGGCAGACAUAGAAAGUCAGAAAAAGAGGAAGAUGAAGAAUUGCUUAAAGAGGAAGACGACGAGCCAUUCGCAUUCACUGAGACACCAGCUUUCAUACAGAAUUGUCAGAUGCGUGAUUACCAAGUACAGGGUUUGAAUUGGAUGAUUGGUUUGCAUCACAACGGUAUAAACGGUAUUUUAGCAGACGAAAUGGGUCUCGGUAAAACGCUUCAAACAAUAUCUUUCUUGGCUUACCUCAAACACUUCAAGGACAUUUCAGGCUACCACCUCGUCUGUGUACCAAAAUCAACACUUGACAAUUGGGCUAGGGAGUUCACAAAGUGGUGUCCAGACUUUAAAGUAGUCGUCCUCCAGGGUAACAAAGAAGAGCGUGAAAAAAUAGUCAAAGAGAGUAUCCUUCCUGGCGAUUUUGAUGUGCUUAUUGCUUCUUAUGAGAUUUGCCUCCGUGAGAAGUCAGCCAUAAAAAGACUCAGUUGGGAGUACAUCAUUAUCGAUGAAGCUCAUCGUAUCAAAAAUGCCAACUCUUUACUGUCACAAAUCGUUAGAAUUUUCAACUCGCGCAAUCGACUUCUCAUUACUGGUACACCCCUUCAGAACAAUCUUCAAGAACUCUGGGCUCUUCUUAACUUCUUGCUUCCAGAUGUUUUCUCAUCUGCUGAAGAUUUUGAUGACUGGUUUACUAAUAAUCGAGAUGGUAAGGAAAAUUCCGACGAAGUUGUCAAACAAUUGCACAAGGUCCUCAGACCGUUUUUGUUGCGUAGAGUUAAAGCAGAUGUCGAAAAGUCACUCCUUCCAAAGAAAGAGAUUAAUUUGUAUGUUGGCUUGACGGACAUGCAAAGAAAGUGGUAUAAAGGUAUCAUUGAGAAAGAUAUUGAUCUUGUUAAUGGUAUGGGAUCAAGUAAGAAGGAAGGUAAAACUAGACUUCUUAAUAUCGUUAUGCAAUUGCGUAAAUGUUGCAACCACCCGUACCUUUUCGAUGGCGCUGAACCUGGUCCACCAUACACAACUGAUGAGCAUCUCGUCUUUAACUCCGGAAAGAUGCUUAUUCUUGACAAACUUCUUAAAUCUAUGAAAGCAAAAGGAUCAAGAGUGCUGAUUUUCUCACAAAUGUCAAGAGUGUUGGAUAUUCUCGAAGAUUACUGUAUGUUCAGAGAUUAUCAAUACUGUAGAAUCGACGGUCAAACAUCACACGAUGAUCGUAUCUCCGCGAUAGAUGAGUACAACAAGGAGGGAUCAGAGAAAUACAUUUUCUUACUCACGACAAGAGCUGGUGGUCUUGGUAUCACACUCAACACUGCUGACAUCGUCGUUCUCUACGAUAGUGAUUGGAAUCCACAAGCUGAUUUACAAGCUAUGGAUAGAGCCCAUAGAAUUGGUCAAAAGAAGCAAGUCUACGUAUUCAGAUUCGUAACAGAAGAUGCCGUCGAAGAGCGCAUCCUUGAACGUGCUGCUCAAAAACUCCGUCUUGAUCAAUUAGUCAUUCAACAAGGUCGUCAAACUCAACAAAAGAAUGCGGGUAAAGAUGAACUCACUGAUAUGAUUCAACAUGGUGCAGAAAAGAUUAUAAAUAAUCAAGCAAGAGAGAUUGUUGAUAAUGACAUUGAUGAAAUUAUCAAGCUUGGUGAGACGAAGACAGCAGAUAUGGCGUCAAAGUAUGAAGGAUUAAACCUUGAUGACCUUAACAACUUUAAAUCCGAGAUCAAUUUCACUGGCGUUAAUCCAAAAGCAAAGCAACCAAUUUGGAUUGAACCAGGAAAGAGAGAACGUAAACAAAAUUAUUCAAUUGAUGAUUACUACAAGGGUGCAAUGAAACCAAAUCCUCAAGGUCGCACGAGAUCAAACAAGCCACCACCUUCGACCCACAAGUUCCAAGAUUACCACUUCUACCCGGUCAGGCUUCUUGAACUUGCCAGACGCGAUGACAACUACAAGAAAAAGAUGGAUGGAUGGGAAGCACUCCCUCGUACUAUUGACCCUAAGAAGGCUGAGGAGAAUCCACAACUUGUCGAACAAGCCAAACUUGAUGCUAAGAAGGAGCAAGAGGAGAUUGACAAUGCUACGCCACUUACUGAAGAAGAACACAAGGAUAUGGAAUCAAUGAGCGACCAAGGUUUCACGAAUUGGACACGCAGAGAAUUCCAAGCUGUUGUAAGAGGUAUGGAGCAGUACGGCAGAAACGAUAUAAAGGGUAUCAAAUCAGUAGUUGGUGAUGGUAAAACUGAAGAAGAAGUAGCCGAAUAUCUUGACGUUUGGUGGAAACGUUACACAGAGGUACAAGAUUAUCAGAGAAUGAUAUCACGUAUAGAAGAGGGUGAAAAGACACUCGAAGCUACUGUAACAAAGACUCGUGCAAUCAAAGCUAAAGUAAAUGGUUGUAAAUACCCAUUGCAAAUGUUAACUAUUCCAUAUGGUCCUCAACAAAGGGGCAAACAAUAUACUGAAGAGGAAGAUAGAUUCUUACUCGUUCGAUUGUCUCAUCAUGGGCUUCACUCUGACGAUACUUUCGAUAGAAUCAAAAGAGAUAUCCUCGAUCAUCCUGCAUUCAGAAUGGACUGGUUCUUUAAAUCAAGAACACCAGCAGAGAUUUCAAGAAGAUGUCAAACGCUUAUUUCGUUGGUACUGAAAGAAGCUGGUUUAUAUGAGGGUAAACAUGCCCACCCAUCGGCAUAUCCUGCAGAUCACAAAGAGGGUGAAUUGGUAGCUAACACAAAGAAACGCGCAAAUCCAUCACUUUCGCCUUCAUCAACUUCAUCAAAGAGAUCAAAAGCGGUCGGUCCACCACCAAUGGGACCUGGUGUUACACCAUCCGUACUCACACCGAACCCAUAUCAGCAGCAGGUGACUCCACAAAUGUACGGUCAAACACCAACGCCAGCCCCAGCACAAGGAACUCAAGUACCACAUCAACUUCCACCACAGCAGGUUCCGCAAGCUCCAAAUGGACAAGCGAUGCAACCGGCAAUGCCACCGAUGAACUUGCCAUCUGUACCAUUCCCGGAUCAACCAUAUCCACCACAAUCUGGCAAGUAAAAUUAUGGCUCUUUAAUAUUCAUCGUUUUGAUUUGUAAAUUUAUUAAUUAGUUUUUGGCAACAUAUGUAAACUUCGCCAUUUUCGC